AUGAAGAGCGUGGUGACGACUGGAGAGUCAGUGACAGCCCGGAGAAACGGCAACCGGGGCAGAACGGGGGGGGAGGAUGAGCACCCCAGUCGGACGGACACAACGGCUACAGACCCAGGCAACGGACAAUCGACUUUGAGUAAAACGUGUACAUGCGGCAAAGUCUGCAAGAACAUCCAUGGCUUGAAGAUCCACCGAGCGAGGAUGAAGUGCCCGUUGGGAGCAGAAACAACACAACGCACAGGUGUCACACCUGGUGAGACGCAGGAGGUGCCAGGCCCGGAGUCACCCCACAGUGCCCAGAACCUCCACGUGUUGCAAACUAAUCCCUCGAGCAUCAAGUCUGAAACGAGGCGGAUCAAAUGGCCUGCAGCUAGCAUGACCUCUCUCUGGAAGCAAUUCGACGACGAUGUCGACCAAAUUCUGGAGGCUAUGGCGAAGGGACACGCCGACGGGAAGCUACAAGCUAUGACAGCAGUCAUUGUCAGCUUCGCAGCAGAAAGGUUUGGCGAGGAGGAGAAGAAAAGCCCAGGAACAACGUACGCAAAGAAUCAAAGAGCGGUAAGGAUCCACAACAUCAGGCAGGAGAUGAAAACGCUGAAGUCCCAGUACAAGGCGGCAGGACAAGAGGAACGCACUGGCCUGGCCCAGCUAAUGUGCAUCCUACGGAAAAAAUUAGUUCUCCGCCGUGCAGAGUGGCACCGGAGGCGGCGACGCGAGAGGGCACGGAAGCGUGCUGCUUUCAUCGCUAACCCCUUCAAGUUCACGAAGGAUAUGCUGGGGUGGAAGCGGAGUGGCAAUCUGGUCUCCUCGCAGGAAAUCAUAAACCAACAUCUGAAGCAGACGUACAGCGACCCCGCAAGAGAGCAGGAGCUGGGAGAAUGCAACAUCCUCAUAGACCCCCCUAAACCUGAAGAGCAGUUCGACAUGUCGGAGCUGCAGCUAAAGGAAGUCAGGGAGGUUGUCCGCAGAGCAAGGGCGAGCUCUGCUCCAGGACCGAGUGGCACUUCAUACAAAGUGUACAAGAACUGUCCCAAACUCCUGCUGCGUCUGUGGACAAUCCUGCGAGUCUUCUGGAGAAGGGGAAGGAUCCCUGAACAAUGGAGAAUGGCUGAAGGGGUAUGGAUCCCGAAGGAGGAAAACUCCACUCAGCUAGACCAGUUCCGCAUCAUCUCCCUGCUGUGUGUUGAGGCAAAGGUUUUCUUCAGUGCUGUUUCCAAGCGGCUGUGUACCUACCUGGCAAAGAACUCCUACAUCGAUACAUCUGUCCAGAAAGGUGGCAUCUCAGGAAUUUCAGGAUGUUUGGAACAUACCGGUGUGGUCACACAGCUUAUUCGGGAGGCCAGAGAGAACAAAGGUAACCUAUCAGUGCUGUGGCUUGACCUGGCAAAUGCAUUCGGCUCCAUUCCACACAAGCUCGUCCAGCUCACUCUGACAAAGCAUCAUGUACCCAGCAGAUGCAGAGAUCUCAUCGCUGAUUAUUACAGCAAUUUCAGGAUGAGGAUCUCUUCAGGAGCAAUGACAUCCAGUUGGCACAAGGUGGAGAUCGGCAUCAUCACAGGGUGUACUAUCUCUGUGACACUGUUCUCGCUAGCCAUGAACAUGCUCACAAAAUCUGCUGAGCCAGAGUGCAGAGGGCCCCGCACGAACUCCGGACAACGGCAACCACCCAUCAGGGCAUUCAUGGAUGACCUCACAGUCACGACAGAAUCAGUCCCAGGCUGCCGGUGGAUUCUGAAGGGUCUUGAAAAGCUGGUGGCGUGGGCCCGGAUGCGUUUCAAACCCGCCAAAUCAAGAUCUAUGGUGCUAAGGAAAGGGAAGGUGGAAAACAAGUUCCAGUUCACCAUCUCAGGCACAGCCAUUCCAUCAAUCUCAGAGAAGCCGGUCAAGAGCCUAGGGAAGGUUUUCGACUGCUCUCUGAGAGACACAAAAUCUAUCCAGGCGACAUGCACGGAGUUGGAUGGCUGGCUGAAAUCAGUGGACAAGUCAGGCCUACCGGGGAAGUUUAAAGCCUGGGUAUACCAGCACGGCAUUCUUCCCAGGAUCCUGUGGCCCCUCCUGGUCUACUCCGUCCCCAUCUCGACAGUUGAGACCUUAGAGAGGAAGGUCAGCAGCCACCUCCGGAGAUGGCUGCGGCAAAGGCAGAGGCAGCAGCAGCACCAGGGCCACGGUUAA
Messenger RNA from Hippocampus zosterae (dwarf seahorse), 2175 nucleotides. RefSeq lists its product as uncharacterized. The record is from RefSeq and is a predicted model, not a curated record. NCBI's taxonomy places the organism in Eukaryota, Metazoa, Chordata, Actinopteri, Syngnathiformes, Syngnathidae.